Messenger RNA from Cylindrotheca closterium, 1767 nucleotides. Lineage: Eukaryota; Bacillariophyta; Bacillariophyceae; Bacillariales; Bacillariaceae. The record is from the annotation of a GenBank genome assembly.
AUGUCCUCAAUCACACUGAAACAGGGAAUGAUUUCCUUGGCUUGGUCGUUGGUGAAUUGGAUGCCGGCCAUUCUUAUGGUCAAUGAUGAUUAUAGAUUGGAAUUGCAACAAAAGUGUUGGGCCGCCUCCUCCGCCUUUUCGCCGUCUCCUAAUAAUAACAACAUGACAAUGAUGACAAUGAUGACAAUGAUGCAAACAACAACCUUGUUACCAUCAUCACAAGACCAACAAUCGUCCUUGGAAUUGGAGAUUCCCCGUAUUGUCAUUCGAGACUUGCUUCGAUCGUAUCGUCAGGGACAUGAUAAUCAUGAUGGUGAUGAUGAUGAUGAUGAUGAUUAUGCCUUUGUCCAAUUUGUAUCGGACUACUUGAUCAAGACCUAUGGAACUGAUUGGAGGGAACGACCACUCCUGUUGGAAGGACUACUCGAUUACAACAACAACAACAACAACAACAACAACAACAACAACAACAACAACAACAACAACAACAACAACAACAACAAUAAUAAUGAUGAUGCUGCUGCUGCUGCUGACGGGACGAGUACUCCUCCUCAGCGACGCUUGUCACUUCAAGGCUUGUUGGAAUUGGAUCAAGUCAUUCCAUACUUUGAACAAGCACACAAGCCAGGAGCCUUGACCCCAACGGCCAAAGCCCCAGUUUCCGAAAUUGUUCAAGGAAUGCUAAAUGGGCAUCCCUACAAGAUUGGAUCCCAACUCAUUGUUCAAGAACAUGUGGAAAUGAUGCAAGAAUUGACAGGAGAGGCUUUUGGUGGUGGUGGUGGUGGAGAUGUUGAAACUACUACUACUACUACGACUACUACUGGGAACUUGUUGUCCUUUUUGUUUGGGAAUCACUUUCGCCCCGAGGAUAUAAUACCGGGCCGAUUCCUGCCAGCGACAACCACAGUCCCAGUCUUUGUGGCAAACCGGUUGGUCAAGAAGAAUACUGAUAAUAUUCUUUCAGAUCAAGCUGCUGUGAAUAUUGAUGAGGAAACCCAUGAGCAAGAAGAAGAAUCAUCGACCUCAGCAGCAUCAUCAUCAUCGGCAAUCCAAGAAGACUCCCUGUCAUCCACCAAGAAACCAUCCAAGCAGCAGGAGCAAAAGAAGAAGAAGCAGCAGCAGCAGCAAGAGCAGGAUAAUCAUAUCACUACUGGCCUCCACUGCGAACCCAUUGGCAAUGUCGCCUUUCAAGUGGAAGGAUCCAAAGAAUGGACAUUGGUCUCACCCAAGUAUUCUGCCUGGUUGGAACCAUCCUUGGCGUCCGAUGGUCGUGCCUUUUUUGCGUCCGCCUUGAAGGUAGACGGCAGUGGUAGUAGCACCAAUAAUCAUGGCACCACCACCACCACCACCACUACAUUGCCGGAUGCACUCAGCCAACGACGAAUUCCACAUUGGACCGCCGCCACUGGACCAUCGGAUGCCCUGUGGGUACCGACAUGGACCUGGCACCGAGUGGAUUAUUAUCGACUGUCUGACGACAAAGCCAAUACGAAGCAUAAGAAGCAACAAGACACCGCAUGCCACAAUCCCCAAGCCAACAACAACAAUGAUGACGAUGACGAUGACGACCCAGCAGCAAGUACUACUACUUGUUCUACGAGUGAAAGAAUUGAUAUUGGUGCUGCUGCGAAUCCAAACCAUGAACUGGCCAUUGGAGGAUCCAUCUUUCACUUUCGAGCGUGGGAUUUUUUGCGGCGGAAUCCAUUGUAUGCCGUUUUGAUUGUUCCAGCACUCAUCAAGGAACUUGCUGGUAUUAGUACGCAAUGA